AUGUACUCAAAGGUCGUAAUCUUCUUAUGCGCUGCAGGCAUCGCGUCUGCCGGCAACUUACUUCAUGCUGCACCACUCGCUUACAGCGCGCCAGUAUCCUCCGUGUCUUACUCGUCCCAAAGCACAGCUCACGGCACACCAGCAGUUGCCUACUCUAGCCCACUUGUGGCUAAAACCUACGCCUCUCCCGCUGUAGCGACUUACGCAGCACCAGCCUACACAACAUACCAUGCCGCUGCCGCUCCCGCCGUAUACGCUGCCGCUCCAGCUUACUCCACCUACCAUACCGCUCCAGUAGCCACCGUCACCAAGACCUUAUCGCCAGCUGUAUCUUACUCUUCUGUCUCCCACUCCAAGACCGUGUCUGCUCCCGCAGUCGCUACAUACGCAGCUGCUCCCGCUGUAUACGCUGCCGCUCCAGCUGUUACCACCUACCACGCCGCCCCCGUUGUUGCUAAGACCAUCGCUGCCCCCGCAGUGUACGCUUCUGCCCCUGUCUACCACGCUGCGUCAGUCGCUGCACCCGCAGUCGCUUACCACUCAGCGCCGGUCGUAAAAUCAGCCAUCACUUACUCAGCCGCCCCAGCGGUAUCCCACGUCUCCUACGCUGGUCUUGGCGCUAGCUACGGCUGGUGA
Molecule: messenger RNA, 636 nt
Organism: Leptosia nina
Lineage: Eukaryota; Metazoa; Arthropoda; Insecta; Lepidoptera; Pieridae
Source: the annotation of a GenBank genome assembly